AUGACAGUCCAAGAUGCCGUUGCCGGUCUCUCUGUCCGCUCCUCAGAGCUUGUGGAGGCCAUUAUGCCGCGUAUCCGGGACCCGCAUUUUUCGUAUCCGCUUGGCUUUUCCGGCGAUUCUGACCUGAUCACCGCACUAUCAACGUUCCUAAACGACUAUUUCAAUCCCCACGAGCCUGUGCAGCAAUCCCAUAUUGCUACGGCUCCGGGUGCUGCCAGCUGCUUAGACGCCCUCCUGCAUACAGUGUGCAAUCCGGGAGACGGUGUCCCUGUUCCUGGUCCUUACUGGAUGCUUGAAGAUUGCCUCUGGUUCUGCGAGCAGCGGAAUCUGCAUUUCAUAUCCGACGAGGUGUACGCUAUGAGCACCAUCGAGCCAGAUAUGAGUAGCAAAAACCUGUCGCCUUUUGUUUCCAUUCUUUCUUGUGAUUCUGCCUCCGUUGGCUGCUCUCCUCGCCGUGUUCACGCUAUCUGGAGUAUUAGCAAGGACUUUGGCUCGAGUGGAAUUCGGCUGGGCUGCACGGUGUCCCAGCACAACCCGGAAGUAAUUGUUGGCGUUAGUCCGGCUUCGGCGGGAGUCUUCGUCUUCGCGAAGUUGGGUCAUGAUAUCAAUACCUGGGACGAGGAAGCACUGCUAGUCAAGCGCUGUAAAGAGGCAGGGGUGGUUGUCAGCGCCGGUAGAAGUUACCAUGGCAUCGAGUCGGAGAAGGGGGCCCCCUUGCUCUCUACAUUUUAUUGCAUCGCAACGCUUCGGUUAUUAUCCAACAUGCAAUCAACCCUUGAAACCCUCAAUCGUCAUUUAGCUUCGGCCCUGAACCUCCUUCGUGGCGGGCUUAACAAAGAAAUCCACUCUCGCUUGCAUAAUCAGGAAAGGGGGGUCCUUCCCGACAAGGACGUAGCAGAAAUUUCCUUCAAGACUAUCGACCCUCUUCAUUCGAUAGAGCAGCUGCUAGAGCCUGGUCAGCUCGCUUUGGCGGACCACUUUUUUGGUAAGCUUGGUGAUCUGAACACAUGGUGCUCGGCGAUACUGACUUGGUGUCUUUGUCAGGAACAACGGGAUUUUCACCUGUCACGAUGGAAACAUAACUGGAUCGCGCUGUAUGGCAACCAGUUCUACGAUAUGUCGCGAGGAAUCCCCAACUCAAUUCGGAAGGAGGCGACGUGCAGCCUGGCCCAGAUCGCAUACGACACAGACAAGGACAUGUUUACCUUCUUCCGGGAGCACGACUGGGUGAGCCAGCUCCAUCGGACUCCGGGAGGCGGAGCCACCGCACAGUCUCCUGGUAUUGUGGCUGAUUACCAGUGGAAGGAAGUUUCGGGGGAGACAGUCCUGGACGUGGGCGGCGGAGGCGGAGCGCUAAUCGCCCUGCUGCUGCGCGCUUAUCCUACUAUGCGGGGCGGCAUCUACGAUCUUCCCCAUGUCAUCGACCACACCGUCCCUUUCUUCCAUACAGAUGACGGUCAAUUUACCGACCUGGGCGACCGUGUGCCCAAGGAGAACCUGAUCCGCGGUGAUUUCUUCGACCACAUCCCCCCAUCCCGUGUUUACACCAUGAAGUGGACGCUUCACGAUUGGCGAGACGCCGACGCCAUCGCCAUUCUCCGAAACAUCCGCCGGGCCAUUAUUUCGGCGCCUAUCAGUCGGCUUAUUGUCUUAUAA
This is a messenger RNA of Penicillium daleae, 1656 nucleotides long. It is a transcript of the gene gliM, whose product is annotated as O-methyltransferase gliM. The coding region runs from base 1 to 1656 and encodes 551 amino acids. The transcript is spliced from 7 exons. The record is from RefSeq and is a predicted model, not a curated record. Gene Ontology annotation, molecular function: O-methyltransferase activity; pyridoxal phosphate binding. Lineage: Eukaryota; Fungi; Ascomycota; Eurotiomycetes; Eurotiales; Aspergillaceae. Gene Ontology annotation, biological process: biosynthetic process.